AUGCAGAUACACAAAAACACCCCCUAUGCGGCGAAACACCGUCACCCGGCAGGACCUGGACCUGUACAUCCCGGCACUGCAGCAGCAGGCACGAGGCUGCCGCUGGUGAUUUUCGUGCACGGCGGCGGCUGGCGCGCACACGACAAGAGCGACUUUGGUCAAUCUCUGCCAGGAAAUACGGUGGCGGUGGCCGCGCUGAACUACCGGCUCAACGUCCAGGACAACCCGUCAACCAAGCACGCGAUGCAUAUCAACGACUUGAUUGCCGGCGUGCGCUUCCUCCUGACCAGCACGUACCCGGACUAUGACAAGUUUGCCAGCCGGCUGGUGCACUCCUGGUACGAGGAUGUCACGCUGGUGGUGCGCGAUAUGGGCACGCACUUUGACAAGCUGGAGAACCCAAGGCUCUGGCAGGCCAUCGUCAAGCACCUUCCGUAAACUCGCUUUCAUAGAGCCCGC
Linderina pennispora is the source of this 459-nucleotide messenger RNA. RefSeq lists its product as uncharacterized. Bases 1 to 438 code for a protein of 145 amino acids. The transcript is spliced from 3 exons. NCBI's taxonomy places the organism in Eukaryota, Fungi, Kickxellomycota, Kickxellomycetes, Kickxellales, Kickxellaceae. The record is from RefSeq and is a predicted model, not a curated record.